Messenger RNA from Adineta ricciae, 996 nucleotides. The record is from the annotation of a GenBank genome assembly. Lineage: Eukaryota; Metazoa; Rotifera; Eurotatoria; Adinetida; Adinetidae.
AUGAAUCCAGUCGAUGACAUUCGUCGUUCAUAUUCAAUGUGGUAUUUUAUAAACGAUUUCCUAACCAGUCUAUUCAAUCUGAUUGGAAUAACUGUCGCUGUUCUUUUCAUUCAUACAGUUAUUCGUCUUGAACAUCCCAAUUAUUCAAUCGCAAAUUUAAUCGCAUGUCAAACAUGCUUAGCCAUCGGACUCCUAAGUUCAACGAUAUUCUUCAAUAAUUGUUAUGUUUUAUAUCAUGAAUUUUUUGAUCGACCUGUCAACAACACGUUUUGUAUUAUUCGUGGCACUAUUUUCAGUGUACUCUAUAUCAACAUGUAUGCGAUAUUAUGUUUAAAAGCGUUCAAUCGUCUCCGAUGUGUUGUGUAUAGUAUUCGUUCGGCGACGAAAUCUUGUCGUUCAUUGCUUGUAUUAACAAGCAUUCAAUGGACAGUUGUGUUAGUUCUUGUUUUGCCACUCGUUAUAAGUAACGGAAUCGAUUAUGGUCAACAUUCACAUUUAUGUACAGUCACAAUUCGCAAGCCAUGGCAGUUUUUAUAUCUAAUGAUUAUCUAUUACAUUUCGAUUGUUUUCAUUACAAGUGCUUAUAUUUACAUUCUUUACUAUGUUUUACAUCUUCCCUUGUUAGAACCGUAUCGUCGACAACGACAAAUGAAACUUCUUCGACGAAUUCUUAUUCUUCUUUUCAUGUUAACUCUACCCGGAAUAUUCUAUCUCAUCCUGUUGAUCUAUUGGAUUAUUUUCAAAUCUAUUCCAUCGUCCUCAUUGAAAAUCUGUACGCUAAUCGAUAGUAUGGCGUACGCCGGCGCAGUGGCGACAAUAUUCAUUUCCAACAGUCGUCUAUGCCGUCUGUAUUGUAUGGAACGUCAAGAAAAAUUCGAUCCAGUUCGUCAACGACAAUUAGAUUUGAUUUUUUUACAACAACCUCGAAGAAAAGUCACAAUUAUUCAAACAUCCUUCACCUUAGAAAAACUACCGAUUAAUAUUCAAAGAAAAUAA